Dovyalis caffra is the source of this 699-nucleotide messenger RNA. Lineage: Eukaryota; Viridiplantae; Streptophyta; Magnoliopsida; Malpighiales; Salicaceae. The record is from the annotation of a GenBank genome assembly.
AUGUCACUGUUGAAGGCACUUCGAGGCUUUUGUACGGACCGUCAUUGUCGCGAGGCACGCCUGAGUUUCUCUGCCUCAGUGAGUUUCCUCAACAUCAAAUGUUCAAUAUUCUUACUUCUUUUGGCAAAAUCCAUAACUCCCUCUAUUGCUUGGGGCAUAUGGAGUCACUUCGAGUGGAAUGUGCGUAUUGUUAAUGAACUGAGCAACAACAAGGUGAUGCAUUUACACUGCUUCACUUACAAUCGUGAUCUUGGCCGCUACAAUCUCAAGUCUAAGGCUGAGUUUAAGUUUACUUUCCAGGAAAACAUUUUGGGUGAUUCCACAUAUAAAUGCGAAUUCUCUUGGGAAAAUAAAUUUCGUGGUCGUUUUGACGUGUUUUGGGAGGAUAAGAUUUACGAUAGAAAGCACCAACACAUUCAACUAUCCCAGAAGACUGAUGGCAGCAAUAUUGUUACUUGGCUAGCAAGAGAUGAUGGAAUUUAUUUGAGGGAACAAGAUUGUUAUGUUAGCCUUCCCCACACUCAAGUCCAAUCAAGAAUUCGAGUUUUGUCUACUUGGAAACUUGUGGGGUGCAACAUUAUUUGGUGCAGGAAAUCUCGUGUUUCGUUUGAUAACUUCUGCCUUCUUGGUCAAGUACAGUCAAUAAGCAUGGCGGCAUUAAUCUCAAUAGUCUACCCGCCUAUCGUAUCAUUUGAAUAG